Pseudogymnoascus verrucosus is the source of this 1895-nucleotide messenger RNA. RefSeq lists its product as uncharacterized. Gene Ontology annotation, molecular function: transmembrane transporter activity. Gene Ontology annotation, cellular component: membrane. Gene Ontology annotation, biological process: transmembrane transport. The transcript has a single exon. The record is from RefSeq and is a predicted model, not a curated record. The coding region runs from base 112 to 1620 and encodes 502 amino acids. NCBI's taxonomy places the organism in Eukaryota, Fungi, Ascomycota, Leotiomycetes, Thelebolales, Thelebolaceae.
AUUAAAUUUCUCACUCUUUGAUCUUCAUUCAGUCCAUACCAUAGAGUAUCAUAUCUAUACUCCAAGGCUCUUUCUUAACGGACUGUGAGAGCUUAAUCUUAUCCCAUCACCAUGUCUCUAUCUCUAAAAGUCUUUCCUUCUUUGGACAAGAGAUUGGAAGAGGGUCCAGCCACCACUACCGACAUCGAAUCAGGGGCCUCGGUGCAUGUCGACAAGGCCACCACAGACCAUAUCGACAAGGCCUCAGAGAGAUCUUACGUGCGAAAGUUGGAUAUAUAUCUCCUCCCCUAUUUGGCCUUGAUGUAUUUCUUUAACGCUGUCGACCGCAGCAACCUUGGAAAUGCGGAGACGGAUGGCCUCUCAAAGGAUCUCCACUUUGUUGGGAACGAAUACUCUUUACUCAUUCUUCUCUUUUACAUCCCCUUUGGCACUUUGGACUUGCCUCUCAACAUCCUCACCAAGAGAUUCACAGCUGCAUUGGUGUUGCCCAUCUUGAUGAUCACCUGGGGAUCCGUGUCUCUCCUCCAGUGUGCUGCCUUUAACUUUGGCGGUUUGCUUGUCUGCCGUCUAGUCAUGGGUGCCUGUGAAGCGGGCUUCUUCGCUGGUGUGGUUUUUUACUUAACACUGUUCUACUCGCGCGGGGAACUCGGCUUCCGCAUCGCCAUUGUUUUCGGCAGCGCUCUUCUUGCAGCGGCCUUCAGCGGCCUUAUAGCCUUCGGAGUGUUCCAUAUAAAUACUACCAUCCCAGGUUGGAAAUAUCUCAUGAUCAUUGAGGGUAGCCUGACCUUGGUUUUCGGCGUCAUCGCCUUCUUCUGGCUUCCUGCCUCUCCUCAAACUGCAUGGUUCUUGAACCAAGAUGAGAAAGCUGCAGCAACAGCCCGAUCCCUGCGCGACUCUUCCAAUAAGGUCAGCACCAAAUUUAAUCUGAAGGAUUGUUUCCAGAUCUGGAAAGAUUGGAAAUUUGCUUUGUGGUGCGUAAUAGCCUUUGUCUAUCCAGUCGCCUUUGCCACCACUUCGAAUUUUCUUCCACAAAUCGUCCAGCGCCUUGGAUACUCAACCGUGAAGACAAAUCUAUGGACAGUAGCCCCGAACGCCGUUGGAUUCAUCGUACUGCUUCUCGUUGCCAAAUCGUCGGAUUACUUCCGCGAGCGCACAUUCCACAUUAUCGGUUCCUUAAUUACCAGCCUUAUUGGUAUGAUUAUACUCAUUACUAUCGAUGUUCUGGACCAUAAGGGUGUUGCAUACUUUGCUUGUUUUUUAAUGGCUGCAGGGGCAUACAUCCCGUCAUGUCUCGUCCAAACAUGGCACAACAACAACAACCUCGACGAGAAUAGCCGUGCUGCAACCACCGGACUCCUUGUUGGCCUCGGCAACUUUGCUGGUAUCCUUUCAGCAGCCACUUUUCGUGUCGAGUAUGCUCCCAAAUAUAUUCCGACUUUGAUUACUACCUGCAUUUGCAACGUCAUUGCUAUUGCUUCAGUGUUGAUCUUAGGCCUUUGGAUGAGAGCCGAGAAUAGGAGACGAAAUGAGGCCAUAGGUACUAAUUUGAGGGCUCAAGAUGUCAGUACUAGCGAGCUUUCUGAUGGCGAGAAUUCGCUCAAGUUUCGUUACUUCGUUUGAAGAUAUAGUGGAUGGGGCUUGAGUAGAGAUUAGGAUCUAGUUACGUUUAGGCUUCUUUUACAUCUAACUUGGAUAACAUUUAAAGCGCAUCACGAGUAUAAUCGUUAUCGUCGGAAUGAACAUUUUCCAGUGUUCGGCACGGAUACCAAAAUACCCGUGGUAUCCGGGUAUAUCCUCGAGUAAUUACCUACCCGGCGAUAUUUUAGGAGUAUCCGGCGUAUCCGGAUACUCUCGAGUAGUAUCCGGAUACAUGCUAAGAAUAGCCAAGAAUAGCC